CUAGUGCAAAAAAAUUCAGGAGAUAUCCCUCAGUUGGCAAGAAUUUUUCACUGAGUGCAGUAGUUAUUCGGUUUCACUUGUUAAAAAAAAAUUCAAAAAUGACUUGGAAAAGACCAGAAAAUAUAGAUUUUCCUCAAGUUUGGUGGACUUUUGAAGCUAAAGACCCGGAUACAAGGCAGAUGGUGAAGUAUCGCGUGCAGGAUUUACCGGAAGAUCGAUACGAUGAGGCUUUGAUGUUAAUGGCAACACUAUUCAUCCGAGAUGAAACUAUGUGCAAAUCUCUAGACCUCAUCAAUGAUACAACUUUUGAGGGAGAUAAUAUUUGGGAGAAUAUCCUGAAACAAAAAAUCACAGUUGUUUGUUUCAAGGAGGGAUCUGAUGAGAUUUGUGGUUUGAAUUUGCUGGAAGUUCUCGAGAGAGAUUCAAAACAACCAGAAGAAAAGCUUCCUAGUAAGAAAAUUCGGGAUCUAGUUAAAACUAUGGAAUUUAUCAAAGCUAAAGCUGAUCCUUACAAUCGUUAUGGAGUGGAUAAAUAUCUUCAUGCUAUGGGUCUUUUAGUUGUGCCAAAGUAUCGUGGACUAGGUUUAUCUACAGAAAUACUAAAAGCCAGGGAACCUCUGGGAAAAGCUGUUGGACUUAAAUUAUCUGGAACAGUUUUUACAGGUACAGCAUCUCAGGGUUGUGCUAAAAAAGCCGGAUUCGUUGAAGACUAUUCGGUACUCUACGAAGAUCUCGCUAAAGGUGAACCUUUUGUUGAAUUUCCUAAUGUUUCAUCUCCUUAUGUAAAAUUUAUGAGCCUUAAGUUUAAGGAUUAGUUCUGAGAUGUAAUAUAUAAAAUUUUCAGUAAAUCAUUUUAUUGACAAAUGGUAUUGCUCAGUGGAUAAUUUUGAGUAAAAUAAAUCAUUAAAAUAAAAGAACAACUUUUUGUAACUAUGUUAACUAGCAGAGUUUAUAUUUUGUCGAAUCUAUUCGAAAUUUUAUUAAAUGAUAGUUCGAUAGUUCAUGAAAUUUUUUCAAACAAUACGUGGCAUCUAACAUCUAAGAAUUUGUAAUAAAAGUUCUCAAAAGUAAUAAAUUUCCAGUACUAAAUCCUGUAGGCUGUAGGGGAAUUCUGUAAUUUUCGUGGCAUUGUCACGCGUGAGUUCGAAUGAAAACCGCGUGAGUUCGAAACCUGACAAUGCCAUUCGAGCUUUUUUUUGUCAUAUCAUAUGUGUUUGAAAAUGCAAUUCAUUGAUUUUUUAAUGAAAUCUCUUUACUUGAUGAUUUUAUGAAAAUUACGUACGUCUUGAUUGAUUUGUUUAACAAAAUUCAUUGUCAUUUGAAUUGCCAGAAAUCUCAAAUAUGUGACUUCUGACAAUGCCACGUAAGCUCAAAUAGCAAUAUCAUCAGAAUCGCAUUUUCCAAAAACUCUCCUAAGAUUCGAGCCCAAUUUGUCAUAAUGGCAUUGCCAGAGUGUUACAGAAUUCCCCUCCUGAGGUGACAUCAUAACUUCUUUCUGAUAGUAUCGACAGUCGAUUCAGAAAAAUUAAAAUGAUAGCUUUACCUUUUGUAAGGAAUGUAAUAUAAAAAGGAAAUUAUCAACAGUCGCAUGGUACAAUAAUCUUUAAAAAUUCGUCAUUUGUUAAAUCUAGCAGAUAAAAAUUUAUCGAUACUAUUCAGUCAAUAGAAUUGAAAAGUUAUCAUUCCACCCUGAUACUGAAAUAUCACUAUUAUUACAAAUUGUUUGGUCAGUAUUUUUUUGUUUUUACACUAGUCUUUUCACUUUUUAGAAAAUUCUUAAGAUUUAGAAAAAUCGACGUACUUUGAAUUGAAUCGUAAAUUAUCCUACUUCUUGUGAUAUGCUUGAAUUAGUGAAUUUUAUUAUGUCUUAAAAUUGAUUCCGUAUUAUUUUCUUUGUUAAAGGACGUUUUUUAUUGGUAGGGGAAGUGCUUAUAAUUUUGGACAGUCUGCAUAUAAGCAUCGAUAUCCUAAGUUUGAAGUGCCAUAUUUUCAAUACUAAUUGACUUUUCUUGUUACUCUCUUUUCAGAAGGAUUGUUUAGAAACUUGGCAAGCUAUUUAUCAUCUCAUUUUUACUAAAAUUAGUUUUAAUACGUUUAAAAAUGAAUUGAUAUGUAGAGGUGAAUUUGACUCUUAUUUUGGACAACUUGGUUAUUAAUUUUUACAACUUGUCUGUAAAUUUGGACAGAUAAUCCGCCUCAAUAGGAUGCCCAUUGUUCUUCAUUUUAUGAACCAAUCUUAUCAAGUCCUCUUCCUGGUCAUGUAAGGGAAACGUGGAAUGUCACAAGAAGCCCGGAAACUUUCCAUAUCAUUCAUUAAAGUGAGUUGACUUCGGUACUCCAAGUACGUGCGGAUUCGCUCAUUCCCUGCCCUUUCCGGGAGCCUUUCAAGGCAUUUCUCACUGCAUCUCUUUCGUAGAGAUGAUGCUCCUUCAUUUCUCCAGGCAUUUGUCCAACCUAGUCAUCACAAAAGCUAAAACUUCACGAAAUUUCGUGAGAAAAACACCUGUCCAAAAUAAGAAUCAUCACCUCACUGGUGAAUGUCUUAAAAAAAUUCCCAUUUUUCACACGAAAAAUAUAAUUCACAAGGCAAAUCUCACUUCAGGUCAAAUGUACAAAUCAUCAGUAACGUGAAUCAACACAAUAUUCAAUGAAUAUUCAAUAAUAUCACUCAAAAACAGCGAACAAACUUUGUUAGUACUUCACCAAAACUAAAUAAGACUGAAGUAAGCCACGAAGUUCUGUCAUAUUUCUCGUAAGCAAUUGCUCACACUGAAUUUUCAACAAAGCAAUUUCAACUCAAAUCAUAUUCAAAUUUUAACGUAUUUAGUGUUAAAAUAUUCCAAAAAGAACAAAUAUUUAGAUAGAAUUCAUUAUUCAUCAAAUAUUGGAAUAAAAAUCCAUCAUUUUAAUCAAUUUAUUUUUAGUGUCCAAUGUUAUCCUCAAAGUGUCCAAAAUAAGAAACUGGACAAAAUUAGAAGCAUUUCCCCUAUAUAUUAUUUUUAUUGGAAUUAUAUAGAAUCACGCUGCAUAAGUUUGAGUUUCCCGCCAAGUUCUUUCGAAUUUAGCAUCUUUUAUAUCGUCAUCGAUUUAUAUCUGAUUUAAACUAAUUCAUAGUUCACUUUUUUUCAAAAUUAAAAAAAAUAUAUUUAUGCGAUUUCAGUGGUGUCGCUUAAUUAUUUACAUAUCCAUUGACACCAUUGAAUCCAUUUGAAACUAUUUCAAUCCGAAAGAAAUUUAUUAAAAUGUGCAAUUGUAAGGGAAAAACGUAAUGUUUGUACUAGAAACUAGAUCAGUGAAUUUAAACGGAGUAACAAAAUAUUGCACACAAUCCAGCGAUAUAUUGUAUUAAGGAUCAGUCUAAGUUGCUCCUUUUUUGGACUCUCAUUAGCACAAGCUAAAUAGACAUAGAUUAUUAUUUAAUAAUAUUGGGUUUUUUAUUUUCAUUUUUGUUCGAUAUUUUAUGAUAUUACACAAAUGAGUAGUAAAAAAUUAAAUCCAGCACUCAAUUUAGAAUUUUAAAACAGUGAGAGGUUUUCAUUUUAUCUGCAAUCAUGUGAGAUGUUAUAGACCUUUUCUGUAAUUAUUUAGGAUUUGUUUAAAUUAAAAUUCAGUAUUUUACUGACCAAGUUUAAUUUUUUGAUGUUCAUUGUUUUAGUUCCAUAACUCUAUAAAAAAACUUUUUAAUAUAUUUUUAAAUAAAAAAAACCUAUUAUUAAAAUAAAAUGUAUUACCUACUUUUUCUAUAGAAUUGUUAUUUUUAUGAUCUUUUACUAUGUACAUUUUUGAAGAAGUAAGUUCUUUGAAGAGCUCCAAUAAAUUUAGAAAAAGUGCUUUCUUUACAUUUCAGUAUUUUACUACUCGAAGUCAAGGGAGAGCAGUUAUAUAAUCAAUUUUUUUCAACUUGUCACCGAACUACAGCUUAAAGCUUAAACGGUAAGUGAUAUCAACUUCCGGUUUUCUCUCUUCUUUGGAUAUGUUUUGGAGGUGGUUUAGGCGAACAUUUCGUCCAAAUACACCUAUGACCUAAAAAAUCACUUUAUUGAAUUUUUAAGAGUCAAAGUAUAACUGAUCUUCAAAUCAGUAAUGAAUCGGUUAAAUAUUCAAGAAUGACUUACAUAUGUUUUUCGUGUUUACAUUUUUUGCUUUAUCCGUAUGCUUUUAACACAUGCCAAAACAUUCUAAUAUGAUCAUUUCUUUACUAUUUGAUUUUAAAAUGCUUUUGUGAUUUAUGAAUCAAUUUGAUUUCUAGUAGACAAGUAAAUACCAAAAGAUCAUGCGAGAAUCUAAUUCAUGGAGAGCUCUAUUUCGUGAGUUUGAGCACUACGCAAUGUUAGGACGCUUUGCCACCUCUUUAUUUUAAUUUUAUGUAGUCGGUAUAAUAAUAACUUUCAAAUUAAGAUAGACUUUCAAUUAUAUACAUCGUAUGUAUAAACUUAAUCAAAAAUCUAAAUAAAAUUGUACUGUAUUCCCUGAAAAAUUGAACUCAAAAUUUUGAGUUUAACUGGUAUUUUUUCUUUUUUGAAAAUGUUGUUAAAAUUUGAGUAUUUUUUUUAAAAAAAUAAGCGCAAAAGUGGAAGCUCGCCUUUUCAUGGAAUGUAGUACUCAAUGUUACUGAUCAACAGUAAAAAAAUAAAAAAUUUUGAGAAUGGGGUUUUUGAGAAAAAUUAAUUUUUAAUUUUUUUCAAAAAAAAAAAAUUAAAAUAAAUAAAAAAUAAAAUAAAAAUUAAAAAAUAAAAUAAAAAAUAAAAAAAAAAAUUAAAAGACGGUUACAAAAAAACUUGAGCAGAUAAUACGAAAACUAGUAUAUCGUUUUAAAGAGUAUAAAAUUAUCUUUCAAAUAAAAAAAGAGUAAGAAGAAAUCUCAACCCGUUCGCGAAAUAGAGCAUUUUGAAAUAUUUGCCAAAAAUCUCAAUUGACGAAUAAAGCGCAAGACGCCAUCUUUGACGCCAUGUGUCUCCGGCCAGGACUUUUUUUGGGCGAAAAAAAAAUAGGGGUAGGGUCAAAGGAACGUCUAUUGACACUUUAAGAACUUUCGUAACUUUCCUGACUGAUAUCUUCUAUUGUAUUAAAUUUUUUUGUGUUUAAAUAUUAACUUAUAUCAACUUAUUAAUUUGACUACCAUUCAGUAUCAUUCACUUUUCUCAAAAUGUUUGAAAAACUAAAAAAAACUGUAUUUUUUAAGAUCAUGACUAAAUGCCAUAUCUAUUGACACUUUCGGUAUCUAUUGACACACGAAAUUUGAACACCUA
Messenger RNA from Phlebotomus papatasi, 5249 nucleotides. RefSeq lists its product as uncharacterized. The record is from RefSeq and is a predicted model, not a curated record. Lineage: Eukaryota; Metazoa; Arthropoda; Insecta; Diptera; Psychodidae. The transcript is spliced from 2 exons. Gene Ontology annotation, molecular function: N-acetyltransferase activity. The coding region runs from base 99 to 815 and encodes 238 amino acids.